AGAAUGUGGAAUGCAUCCGUCCAUUUAAUGAGAGAGAGGGGGGGAAAGACAUGCAUUUAAAUGCUUAACAGCAUGCGUCCAGUCAGGAAGCCCCUUUGCUGCCUUUUGCUUGUGACUUUGCCUCUGGGAGUUUUCUUCCUUUGUCUCUGGUCGCUGAAACCUUACCGUGUUGUGGAUGUGAUGUAUCGAAUUCCUGGGAUAUCAGAGAACGUUCUGGAGCAUGGACUUUGGGAGCCUUCUGAGAAAUAUGCCCACAUAUCCUUCAAAGUGAAAGAGAUAGUGGCUGGGCUACUUCCAAAGAAUGGCUGCCGAUGUGAGAAAGAGGAGCCCAUGAUAAACCUGCCAUUCACCAAGCAUCUUUUCCAUCAAGUUUCUGUCCAUCAGUUUGAACAGGUCUUCAAAGAAGUAGAACGGGAGGAGUUGAAGAAAAGAAGGGAGCAGGAGUACCAGCAUUUUCUACAGAGGUCACAUUCCCCUGCUGAUGUGAUGAUCAUUGCCAAAGCCAACACACCUUUGGAGUACCCCACGCAAGGGCUGCAAGUGCGGCCUCUAAAAACCAUCGUGAUCCCAGGUUUAAGUUUACAAGCCCAAUCUAGGAACCUGUAUCGGGUCAAUCUAACAGCGAAUUUGGGAACCUUUGAUGUGGCGGCAGAGGUCGAUGGGGUCAAGGUCAAAGGUGAAGGGGAGAUGCACCUGUCUCUCUCGAGCUCUCAAGUGGACAACCUGAACCGUCAGCUCCAGUUUGUCACUUACACCAACACUGUCUUCAACCCAAACACGGCUGAUACAGGAUAUAACAUCAGUGCCUUGGUGACUAUAGCAACCAAAACGUUUCUGAGGUAUGACAAGCUGAGGGAGCUGAUAUCGAGCAUUAGGAAGUAUUACCCCAAUGUCACCAUUGUAAUCGCAGAUGACAGCGACAAACCACAAAAGAUUGAAGGAGCAUUCAUUGAGCAAUACUUCAUGCCAUUUGGGAAGGGUUGGUUUGCUGGACGGAACCUGGCUAUUUCCCAAGUCACAACGAAAUAUCUGCUCUGGGUCGAUGAUGACUUCAUUUUUACCGCAAACACCAAGGUUGAGAAGCUGGUGAAUAUUUUGGAGAAAACAACACUGGAUUUGGUUGGAGGGGCAGUGCGAGAGAAAACUGGGUUUGCUACCACUUUCCGUCACCAAAUUAGCGUGGAGCAAGGAGGAGAGGAGGGCGACUGCCUGCACACCCGCAUGGGCCACUACCACGUCCUGCAGGGCUUUCCGAAUUGUGUGGUCACAGACGGCGUGGUCAACUUCUUUCUGGCCCGCACGGACAAGGUGCAGCGAGUGGGGUUUGACCCCCGGCUGACUAGGGUGGCGCAUUCAGAGUUUUUUAUCGAUGGCCUGGGCAUUCUCCACGUUGGGUCCUGUGAUGAUGUCACAGUGGACCACGCCACCAAGAUCAAACUGCCCUGGAGCAGCGUCGAUGAAAACGAGAAAACUUACAAAGAAUUCCGGUACCCCAAGUCAUCGGAGGCAAACAUCCAACUGAAACAUGGGCUUUUUUACUUGAAAAACAGGUUUAAGUGUAUGAUAAAGGACUAAGGGACAGAAACAGGACUGCACUGAAAAAGGGGGAAGAAGGAAACUCCAAAAAUAAUGUUGUGCCCAAAGUUAAGAGAGCUGAGGACUCAUUGAGUUAAGUAAAAUGCUUCAAUGUGUAGGAUUAGGGCCUGAAUUUCACAUAACAGCAGAAACUGCUGCUCAUACAGUCACCUCAUGGGGAAUUCUCAGAUUAGCUGGGAGUUUAGAAUGUAAAAUGAUCCUCCACCCAUAAAGGUUGCUGAAAAUGGAAUUCCUGAGCCAGGCAACUGAGAAUUCUCUUUUUAAAAGGCUGAAUUGUAAAAGAAUUUGCAUCCCAAGUACCUUUCUGGGUUUAGAGACUUGGAAUAGCCUGCCCUGGGAAGCAGUAACAUUCUGCCAUGUGAAUCACUUUGUUACCUCAAACCAGACUCUACCUGUCCCAGAUUCAGCUGCAAUAAAAGUCUGCCUCCUUUGUUCUAAUCUAGCCACACAAUUGACCCCAAUAAUCUUGACCCGUUUGCUCCUUAGGCGACUACAGUGAAUUGAUAAUCAAGCUGCCUUUUCAUACUGUUUAGAGUGACGGUGAUUAAGGCCAGUUGCUACUGUAAUCAAGGGUUCAACAUCCUGUAAUAAGUGACUAACUCACUGAGCCAAAAAUCAGGUCAUUCCUUCGAAUAAUCUAGCCCAAAGGCAGCUGACGUCAAAGCUGCACUUUAACAUGACUCUUUUUUGGUCAGGGUUAAACCUCUUGAGACAGAAGAGUGUUGGGUGUGAAAUAGUUACAUGAUUCAACAGGGGAGUACUUUGGCAGUGCAUCAUGUAUCUCGCUUUGUGAGGCAUUUAUGGCAGAGAUGGGCCGGAACGGCUGUAGCGUUCCCCCCCUGGUGUUGGGAUAGAAAUUCUGAAAAGCCUUGCAAGCGCAUCAAGGCUGAACUCGAGACUGGAUAACAGAGUACAGCUGGCAUCUUGAAAUUUUAACAAAACUGGCCUACCUGUCACCUGCUCCAGAGGCAGGUCUCCAGUCCUCCUCAGUAGGCUUGCAAUAUACCUAUUUACCCAGUUUCGUUUAGCUGUUUACAUUCAAUUUACCAAUGAUUAUGACUUGUUCACCUGUCUUUUACCCUCAGUUACAAAGGCAAGUUGCAAGCUCUGCUUUAACUCAGCUUUUUUGCUGAAAAUGUCAUUUUUUUUCUUUCUCCAGCUACGUCAGAGUAGGCAUGGGUCAUACCCUAAGUAUACUGGGAGUAGGGUGGAGGAGGGAGAUGGUUGCAGGCUAUGGUUGGUAAACAACAAUAGCUUGUAUUUAUAUAGCACCUUUAGGGUAUUCCAAGGUGCUUCACAGGAGCAUUAUUAGACAAGAAUUUGACAUCAGACCAUGUAAGGAGAUAUUGGGACAGAUGCCCAAAAGCUUGGGAAAAGAGGUAGGUUUUAAGGAGCGUCUUAAAGAGAGAGAGGAGGUAGAGCAGUGUGUGGGAAGAGGGAGAUAAUUCCAUUGCUUGGGGCCUAGGAAUCUGAAGUCAUGGCCACCAGUAGUUGAACAGUUAAAAUCAGGAUGCUCAAGAGGCCAGAAUUAGUGAAGCACCGAGUUCUCGAGGUUUGUAGAGAUGGAGGAGAUUACUAAGAUAGGGCCAAGGCCAUGGAGACAUUUGCAAACAAGGAUUAAAGCUUCAUCUUGUUGGCUCCUGUGUUGCUAGUUAAAUUUCUCUUGUUUAAUUUUACUCUUCCAGGUUUUUUCUUACUGUUGAGGGACAGGGAGAUGUGCUUCUGUAAAAAGAAAUGCUGUUGGUUUUGUGUUUAUUGCCACUUAUAUGACCGAAGCUGUUCUAUAAUUCAUCGCCAAUGGCAAUGACCAGGUCUGUGCUAUUAAAUGCCCUGCUCCGAUUGGACCUAAUCAAGUUCCACCUAAAGUAUUGGCCUCUGACCCUCAGGCUGGGCCAGCGCUAAUAUGGUAGCAUGCUACAACUGGCCAAGACAUGCAAGCAAUAGGCCACUGAGAACUCAAUUGUAAGAAACCAAAUAGUAGGUGACUGGUGGAUCUAGAAGUGGGCUGGAUGCCCCUGCUAUAGUUCUUGCAGAGCAAAACUGUGUGAUGUGAAAGGCGUGGCAUCUGCCAACCUAUGUUGGGUGUUGUAAU
This is a messenger RNA of Carcharodon carcharias (great white shark), 3688 nucleotides long. It is a transcript of the gene b4galnt1b, whose product is annotated as beta-1,4-N-acetyl-galactosaminyl transferase 1b. Gene Ontology annotation, molecular function: hexosyltransferase activity. NCBI's taxonomy places the organism in Eukaryota, Metazoa, Chordata, Chondrichthyes, Lamniformes, Lamnidae. The coding region runs from base 61 to 1575 and encodes 504 amino acids. The record is from RefSeq and is a predicted model, not a curated record. Gene Ontology annotation, cellular component: Golgi membrane. The transcript has 10 exons. Gene Ontology annotation, biological process: ganglioside biosynthetic process.